This is a messenger RNA of Dermacentor andersoni, 4730 nucleotides long. RefSeq lists its product as uncharacterized. The record is from RefSeq and is a predicted model, not a curated record. NCBI's taxonomy places the organism in Eukaryota, Metazoa, Arthropoda, Arachnida, Ixodida, Ixodidae.
CCGUGCUCCUCACCAAUGCCUUCCUCACCUUCUCUCAGCUCGCGCGUGCGCAGUGAACACGGAGACCUCGGGGGCGACGCGCAAGUGUGGUGCCGCUUGGACACAUGCGAGCGUGGUGUUUGGCAGUCGGCACAGCCAGCUGAGCCCGACUUGUCCGCUGGCCUGAUCAUGAACUCUGUACACGACGAGGUACUUGCUACAAAGCAGUGGGAGCAACCGCUGACGACUGCCGACAUGCGAGCCCGAGCUGCGGAGUGGUCGCUGGCCGAUGACUCCAGGUUGCUUGCAUACCUCGAGGUUUUCACCGAGAGCAUAACAUCAAGAACCUGUGAAAUCCAGAAGCAACUGGAAGGACUCAUUCAUGAAACUCUGAUUUCUGGUGUCAAGGUGCACAAUGUCAUCAACGACUUCAGUCACCUGAGCAGCCUGCAGUUUAUGGAAAAUCGCGUCUAUGAUGAGGAGGUCAAGGCUGAGCCGAGGGAUGCACAGCCACCCUCCAAGGCGGAGGAAGAGGGGGCCCUGCUGGAGCAAGUGUCGGAAGCCUUUCGCCUUGGUGUGGAAGUGCUGCGCUCGUCACUGGAGGUGGUUGACCUGCGCCAGGACUCUGAAGAUGAUGACGACUCGGAUGAGGACACCCGCUUCCGCCAUGCAGAGGAGACCCUCCUGCGGCCUCUUGACCCAUACCUGGCACGUCCCUUGCCCCUGCUCAUUGGCUCUGCCCAGUUCCUCAAGGACGACCAUGUUGGCCUUGGGGAGCUGCUCAGUGAAGAGGAAGCGGAUGAAAAGAGCAGCCUGGGGGAGUAUGACAGCAGCAAGUCUGAGACAGACAGCAGUUCGGAUGGAACGAAUGAGCCAGCCAUCGAUAACAAGAUGGCAAACUAUAUGCAGCAGGAAUUUGGGGGCUUCCCAGCAAACAGCAAUGAGCCAGACAUGUUUACUGCCGACGCAGAGGAAUUGCAUUCGGAUGGCAGUGAUGAGGACAGCGGGACAAGGAGGGACUCAUCCAAGAGGAGCUCCUCUGUAAAAGAAAAUGCUGAGCUCUCAGAGGAAAAGGUCAAGAUACAGAAUGCAGUGGACAGGCAGCAGACAAAUGAUGACCAGAGUGCAGAAGAGGAGAGUGAGUCACCAUUUGCACGUAAAAGUGGCCUCUUCUCUGGUGAUGGAAAGCUCUUUGAUGACGACGAUGAAGAGGGAGACCUCUUCAGGGAUGUUUCGACUUCCACACCUCCAAGCACGUCCAACUUUCCUGCACCAAAGCUGACACAGGAUGGCAAGAAAGUUCCGGUUGGAGGUGUGUCCAUCCUAGGAGGGGUGCCUCCUCUUGCUGCGCCCUGGAGGAAAGAGAAACAGGCAGCGCUGCAUGGUCAUCUUGCAAGCGGCAACUUGUCCACGCACUCAGAUGAAGUUAGAAGUGCGCUUCUUGGAAGUGUGACUCAAGGAGGACAGGGCACCAACAUGGAGGGAGUGGUGGACCCCGAGGCAUCAGUUGGCAUUGGUGUCUUUGGCAAUGAGAAGGAGGAGAGUGCCAGCUUGCCCCCAAAGGCCACUGAAAAACCACUCGAAGGUGCCCUUUUUGAUGAAGAGGAUUACAGUGAUUUGUGGACAUCUACACCAACAAAAGUGACCUCCCAGCCGAAGGUGCCUACCAGUCAUCUCACAGACCCUGGUUUGGCGGAGGGGUGCCCUGUUUUCUUGCCAUCUGAGGACCAGAGUGACAAGUCCAGGCACGUGCUGUUUGACAACGAUGAGGAUGACUUGUUGUUCUCUUCUACCAGUGCUGCUGUAAAGACUAGGAGCAAGCCACCAAAGUCCUUGUUCAGUGAUGAUGAGGAGGAGGACAUAUUUUCAGGUGUGAAAACUGCCCAAGCAGCUGCCAGUAGCCAGCAAACAAAAGCACACUUCUUUGAAAACGAAACAGCUGCAAGCAAAAGCCGGACAUCCUCUCGGGGGAUCUUCCUGUUUGAAGACGAGGACGGAGUGUCCGGCCCAUCUGCACCUGUUCUUGAGAAGCCAACAGAUCCAGCAGACGUGUCCAGCCAACAUCCAACAAAUGAACCCAUCUCGCUGUUCACCACUGAGGAGGUCGAGGACGACGACCUGUUUGCAGCACGCACACCACCUGCCCAACUGGCUGAUAGCCAGAGUGCGUCGUGGAGUGUGGGGUCCAAGGGGGAUGCCGAGUCAGUGGUGGAAGCUGUCCUUGAGGAGCCAGUUGCCAAGUCACGCACGGGCAGUUGCUUUGUCUUUGACCAAGAGGACGAGAUCUUCAAAUCCUCUGAGGACAACCUGGAUGUGGACUUGUUUGCUCCAGCUAAGCCUGCUGAUUUAAAGAAGCCACCUGGUGGUGUCUCACUGUUCGGGGGCUCUAGCCUCUUUGGAGGUGAACUUAGAAGUCGUCUUGAGAAAGUCAGCAUGCCAAGAGGAGGGGAACCCGCUGCUCUUUUGCCUGAUGCAGAAUCUCUUGAGGAAGAGGCCUCCUUGGCUGCUACCAUUGCAGACCCACAAUGCCGUCCUCCACUUCGGGAUACAAAGGUGAUAUCAGCAAGCUUUGAUGAACCUGCUGACCAGAACAAGACUCUCAUAAGUGCAACCAAGAGCCGAGCAAAAGUGAAGGCCAAGCGACGCCUACCAUCACGGAGGAAGUUGCAGGCUGAUUCAAGAUCUUCAGAUGGCGACAGUAAAAGUCCCCCUGCUGAUGGCAUGAUGUUUCCGUCAUCACAUGCUCCUGCUGCUCUGGUGGCACAUUCCAGGUCGGGUGCAGAGCCAACUAUCAACUCACCUUCAUUGAAGCCAGCCUUGAUGGUGGUCAAAUCGCCGUCCACUGAAGAAGAAGACCUUUUUGCUGUAAACAGCCUGCAGCCUGUACCAGCAGAAGCCAGGCACAAGCCAUGCCAAGCGGUGCCAGCUGUGGCCACUACAACUAGGUCACAGGCACCAUUUAGUGAGAGCAUCUUUGAUGAUGACAGAGAAGACGACCUCUUUGCCGUGUGUGCUGAGCGCUUCCACCAGCAUGUCACCCCUCAUCAGGAGCAGAGGUCGUUUGAUGCAGUCUUUGGAGCAGGAGACACUGUGCCUCACUGGAGCGAAGAUCGUCUGUCAACAAACACUGCAGCAAAUUCAGAUGCCCAGGCUCCACCACAGGAGACAUCAAAAAAAGUUUCCAACAGCAUCUUCGAUGACGAUGAUGAUGAUGAUGAUAUUUUCGUUUCCAAGUCUGGAAAAUCUGGCAACUCUGCAUUGUCUUCUCAAGCCAAGCGAAAUACAUUGUUCAGCGAUGACACUGAUGACAUUUUUAGCUCCAAGCCAGCAACUGUCAGUACAAUGGAGAAGAAAGGUACCCAGCCUGCCACAAGAAAGAGUCUGCCUAGGACUGCCAACUUCAAAGAUCCACUGCUUGGAGACAUCAGUGAUUAAUAAGUUUCAUUGUUGUUGAUGAUUUACCUUGGCUGCAAUUUUCUAAUAUAUUCUGUAGCAUUGGUGCCCUUGAUUUUUGUCUGGGAGCCUACUUCCUGUGUUGCAAACAAGCUACUAACAUAGUAUCUCGUAAACUGACCUUUGAAAGUUGGAUCAGUACGCCUCAAAAUAUCUCGUCAUGCCUGCAGCCAUUUCAAUGUCACACGUUUUGUACUGUAUUCUUCAUAGGCAGGGCAACUGACACAGUGACUUGGAGAGCUUUUCCUGUUGCAGUGAUACUGCAACUUCACAAACAGUUUCAAUCCCAGGCAUCAUAUACCUUACACUGUCGUGCUGGAUUAGGGCAUAGUUCCACAUCCUCCUGAGGUGCUUUCUUUAGUCUAUAGAGUAAGUUUGAUACUUGAGACUUUAUAUGUAAAUAGUGCAUGAAAAUAGAGAAAUUCUGUUGUUUGGCACCCACUAUUUUUUAAGAGCAGAAAUUUAGUUUACCUUGGCUGUCUAUGUACAGGGCUUAAAGUUGCCCCUCAGGGCAGCGACCAGUAUAGCGCACGCACACUUACACAUGCUCGUAUAUAUAUAUAUAUAUAUAUAUUAUAACAGGGUGUUUGCGAUCAACACUCUUUAUAUAAAAACUGACACAGUUGCAGCAAGCAAACUGAAAAUGGCAGAAGCCACCGCAAGCUUGCUUGUUCCUUUAACUUGAGCUUCUGAAUUGUCACCUUUUCUGUGUCAGUAGUGCACUCAUUUUCCACGAGUAGUGCCAGUCUUCAUUACCACAUAUAUAUAAAAAUAAUUAAACGUCUUGAUUUCUCUUGCAGCAGAGGAGGCACAUAGUGAGGCUGCCCUGCAGUUCAACUGUGCAAGCACUACACAAGCAUGUACACCAUAUCAUGUGUCCCAGCUAGUGCUAGCCAGGCUGUUAAAAGAAAAAAGAAAAAACGCUGCAAGGUUUUAGUAUACGAUAUACGGUGUUUGGUCGCGAACCUUUAACGGCUUAGCUAAUGUUAGCUGGGACACCGUAUAUAAUUGAGGCGACAAGCAAAAAUAGUGAGUUUGGGAACUGCUUAGACCAGUUCUUAGUCGGCACUUGUGUUGUGUUCUUGUGUUUCCUUGUGUCCAUCUCAGUUGUGCUGCGCCUUUUUAAUGCUUAGACUGCUGCCUUUCGGGUCACUUUUUGUUUACUUUAUUGGCGCUGAAAAAGCCAACUUAUCAUAGAAUUAAACAAAUGUCUUUGGGUAUAAAUAAAUACAUUAUUCUGAGAGUACAUUGGGCAUUCGCUUAAUGUGCAGAUUCAAUAAAGCAUUUAAAAAUUAGCA